Messenger RNA from Phytophthora infestans T30-4, 240 nucleotides. RefSeq lists its product as uncharacterized. The transcript is spliced from 2 exons. The coding region runs from base 1 to 240 and encodes 79 amino acids. Lineage: Eukaryota; Oomycota; Peronosporomycetes; Peronosporales; Peronosporaceae. The record is from RefSeq and is a predicted model, not a curated record.
AUGGCGUUGGCUGGUGUUGAAGAGCGAAUGGCGAGUUCUGAGAAUGCUGCAACGAGUGUGGAAGGCUCGAGACUGCGUGUACAACGUGAACGAAAAACUGCCAUGUGUGAAGCCUUGAAGAGUCAACUGGAAGCAAUGAACGUGACGUCGGGAUUGUUCCCUGAGCAACAACUUGCCGGCAUUCGCGCGUUUGCCGCUAGGGUCGACAAGAAGAAGAGCGGCAAACGCGAAAAAAGUUGA